Messenger RNA from Schizophyllum commune H4-8, 816 nucleotides. RefSeq lists its product as uncharacterized. The record is from RefSeq and is a predicted model, not a curated record. Bases 42 to 551 code for a protein of 169 amino acids. The transcript is spliced from 5 exons. Lineage: Eukaryota; Fungi; Basidiomycota; Agaricomycetes; Agaricales; Schizophyllaceae.
CCUUGUCUUCAUCGUUGACGCCGACGCCGACGACCGCGACGAUGCCAGUAGACUGCGAACGGGACAGCGCUACGCCGCGUCCAGAGACCCCCGAGCCGUCGUCCGUACAGGGGCGGCGUAACACGGGCGACGUCCAGCUUCUCGACACCGAGGGCUGCAUCUCCCCACAGCUGGAGGCCUGUCUGCAGCAUAUAUUUGCCAAGUACUGCACGCCGCAGGCGCAGCACUCCGCCGUGCGCGCUCGAAAAUCCCUCUUGACGGCACCAGAGGGCGCGUAUCUCUCGUCUGAGGGCCUCGAUGCGUGGGCAAAGGAUACCAACGGCGCACCGUUCCCCCAAGAGACGAAGGAUGAGCUCAUCGAGUUCCUCGAUGUGACGCCCGACGGUGGCUUGACCUUCAAAGGCUUCCUGCAAAUAUAUCAGCUUCAGACAGAGAACGAUGAGGAGGAGACCUGGAGGGAUCUUGCGAACCACGGAUUCGAUCGUACAUUAAGCCUCGUCUCCACCCGUCGAGAAGAUUAUGAGGAGAUAGCCAAACCCAACUCUUCAUGACCCUGUCGAGGAUAACAUGCCUCGUGGCUCGCCCUUCACAUCCAAUCAGGAUAGCGACACUGCAUUCACCCUCACGCACACAACUCCAGGACACCACAUUCCACGUCCUCCCGCGCCCCAGGCUCUUUCGCCGGUAUUAGAAUGACUCACGAAUCCUCUUGUGUUCAUGCCGUCGACGACUUUCAUGUUUUCUUGCUAUAUGACCGAAGUGUACUUUAAUGCUGCUCUACCUUUGUAGGGCAUCAAAUUGAUCCUUUGACUGCUA